Monopterus albus (swamp eel) is the source of this 2697-nucleotide messenger RNA. Its product is annotated as carboxypeptidase Z-like. Gene Ontology annotation, biological process: protein processing; peptide metabolic process. Gene Ontology annotation, molecular function: protein binding; zinc ion binding; metallocarboxypeptidase activity. The coding region runs from base 358 to 2361 and encodes 667 amino acids. The transcript has 11 exons. NCBI's taxonomy places the organism in Eukaryota, Metazoa, Chordata, Actinopteri, Synbranchiformes, Synbranchidae. The record is from RefSeq and is a predicted model, not a curated record.
CUGAAGAAGGCACAAGUUCAUUCACUUGAAUCCAGACUCAAAACCGUCCUGGAACAAAAAGUUUACCAGUAUACUCAAAAGUAAGGGAAGAGGCAAAGCAUGUUUACAAGCUGCCUGUCAGUUCACUUUCUAUUUCCGUGAAGUUGCGUCAUGUUCUGAAAGUUAACAUUUUCGUGCGCGCCCCUAAAAAUCAGAGCCGUUUCCAAUGUAACCUGAUAUUUGACCGUACUGUUUGUAAUAAAGUGGCGUUAAGGAAACUUAAGCGGAGUUACUGCAGACUUGAGGAAAUUCAAACGCACACACCUUCUGCCUGCGUGUGUGAGGUGCCACAUCGAAACGGAACAUAAGUGACGGAAAAUGAGCAUCAUGCUGCUGAUCCUGCUGCAGCUGGUGCUUGUUUCGUGCGCGCCUCCGCGAUGUCACCCCGGAUUUCCAGGACUGUGCAAACCAACAGUGGAAGAAAAACCCAAAUGCACAGAUGUCUUGCUGUCUUACUGCGACGACAUGCCUUACACUCAGACCAUGUUCCCCAACAUCCUUGGACACAAGACCCGUGAAGAUGCCGAGGCGGGCACCGAGUACCUCCUCCUAAGUGUGGCUGAAUCCCUGCUCGGUGGAGCGUGCAGCCCUGAAAUCCGCAUGCUGGGCUGCUCUGUGUUGGCCCCACGCUGCGAGAAGGAGAAGGUGCUGAAGCCCUGUCGCACCGCCUGUGAGGCGGUGCAGAAGAAGUGCAGCCAUGCUUUUGAGGCGAUAGAGAUGGCUUGGCCCUACUUCUUGGACUGUGACCGCUUUUUCGUCGGCGAGCAAGAGGGUUGUUUUGACCCCCUGGAGGGCCUCAGUGCAGCGCAGGAUGUAGACGCCUUCUCCAGCAUGGAAGCUCUUCCUGCGGAGGACCCCGUUUCCACGAUACAGUUCCCCUACCACUCCAACGCUCAGAUGAUCAGUACCUUGAAGAAAACUGAGGAACAAUGCUCCGACAUAGCCAGAACCUACAGCAUCGGCCGCAGCAUGGAGGGCAAGGAGCUGCUGGUGAUCGAGUUCUCAAACAACCCCGGGCAACAUGAACUGCUCGAGCCAGAGGUGAAGUAUGUUGGCAACAUGCAUGGAAAUGAAGUGGUGGGCCGCCAGCUGCUGAUCUACUUGGCUCAGUACCUGUGCUCAGAGUAUCAGCUGGGGAACGAGCGCAUCCAGACCCUCAUCAACACCACCCGCAUCCACAUCCUGCCCUCAAUGAACCCCGAUGGAUACGAGGUGGCAGUCUCUGGAGUACAGGACAAUAGUUACGGUGAUGAUGAGGAGUCUCAGGGUCACAGAUACGACACUUGGAAUGUCGGUCGAAACAACGCCCAGAACAUCGACCUGAACAGGAACUUCCCUGAUUUGACUUCUGUCGUCUACAACCGACGCAGACAGAAAGGCUACCGCACCGACCACAUCCCAAUCCCAGACUCUUACUGGUUUGGUAAGGUUGCACCAGAGACCUAUGCUGUGAUGAAGUGGAUCCGCUCCAUUCCAUUUGUGCUCUCUGCUAAUUUCCAUGGCGGCGACCUGGUGGUGGCCUACCCAUAUGACCUGUCCAAACACCCGCUGGGACACAACAUGUUGUCCCUGACACCGGAUCAUCAGGUUUUCAAGUUUCUUGCCAGAACAUAUGCAGACACCCAUGAAACAAUGUCCAAUGAAAACGCCCGGUGCGGAUCGUCUCAUACUCACAGUGAGAAAGGAACCAUUAAUGGAGCGCAGUGGUCCAGCUUUGCAGGCAGUAUGCAAGACUUCAGCUAUCUUCACACCAACUGUUUUGAGGUGACAGUGGAGCUGGGUUGUGAAAAAUUCCCCCCUCAGGAGGAAUUGUUGAACAGCUGGUAUGAAAACCACGAAGCUUUGAUCACUUUCAUGGAGGCAGCUCAUCGAGGUAUCAAAGGCAUCGUCAAAGAUGAGGAGGGGAAUGGAAUCAAAGGUGCACGGAUAUCAGUCAGAGGAAUACGCCAUGAUAUUACCACAGCUGAAAAUGGAGACUACUGGCGCCUCCUCACCCCUGGCACCCACAUUGUGACCGCCUCAGCCCUGGGCUACACCAGAGCUGUGAAGAAAGUCUUCCUGCCUCCUCGCAUGCACACGGCAGGCCGAGUGGACUUUGUGCUGCAGAAAGCUGCCGUGGAGCCGGACAUGCAGGAGGAGAGUGACGCCAUCCUCUCUCUGGGCUCCUAUGACCACUUUGACCCUUAUAACCAGUACGGGCACUACAUCCUGACGGCCGAUGUCAGCCAGAACCGUGAGGAAAGAGCAGAGAAGCCCUGGUGGUGGAGCUACUUUGUCCAGCCGGGUGGACCCGCCCCCACCUGGCUGCUAAAACACCAUUAGAGCUUUAGUGAGAAAGGUGGAAGAGUAGUUUCUCUCUAGACAGUAUACACACAAGUCAGGCUUUUUGUUGUUGCACAGCAGAAAAGUGUAAAGCUAGCUAGCUGACCUUCCACAUUAGCUUAUGUGCUUUUGCUCAGUGGGUCAUGACAUCCUACUGCUAGCACCUUUCAUCCACAGUUACAGUCAGAUGGCGUUUAACUGUGGGCUUUAAGUAUGGUAGCUUAUGUCCUGACAGUCACGCAGCUUCAAUAUCCAACCAUGAUGAAUAUCAAGGAUGUUAAAGGCUAAUGUAUUUCACAACAAUCUUAGAGCAUCAAUAAAGGACUUUUAAAUUGC